This is a messenger RNA of Harpegnathos saltator (Jerdon's jumping ant), 5124 nucleotides long. It is a transcript of the gene NLG-5, whose product is annotated as neuroligin 5. The transcript has 9 exons. Lineage: Eukaryota; Metazoa; Arthropoda; Insecta; Hymenoptera; Formicidae. The record is from RefSeq and is a predicted model, not a curated record. The coding region runs from base 480 to 3074 and encodes 864 amino acids.
UGUAUCGGAUUCUCGUUUGUGCUUACAGACCGACGUCCUCGCCGAGUGGCCGCCCAACAACGUCCCGCCGCAUCUCGACGUGCACGGAACGAGCGCGAGCUGGGCAACCCAUGGCGCGAGCCCGAGCCAUUCUCAUCCGAGAUGUUUUGAGAGAGCAAUUUAACUUGGACCACGGUCGGUCGGGGUCGGCGGAAUAAAAGCGGCGUCGCGAGCGCGAUGCACGAGCGGACUACGGCGGCGGACCGCGGCACGAGGAAGUCGCGCGACCGGGCGAAUUAGCGGGGCCGUCCGCGGCGAAUUCGCGCUCCUUCUCCCCCAGGGUGACACGUCCUCCCCCCCCCCUUCGCCCCCCCUUCGCCCCCCGCCCCGGCCGGCUCUCUCGAGACCUCGGCUGUCCUCACCGACACCUCGACGACCAAGGUCGCCGCGCACGGUUAUGCUGGUGGCGUCGCUGCAGGUGGCCGCCAGCAAAUGCUGUCAUGCUGCUGCCAUGCCAGCCGGCGGCCCGGAGCCGGCCGCUGGCCGCGAGGAGUCCGAUCGGACCCAGGUCUAUCCGCAGCUCCUGCAUAGGACUCGUCGUCUUCCUGAUCGUCCUGUCAAGCCUGACCGGCAACGGCCGGGCAGCCUCUCAGCCAGUGACCCGCUACGCCUCGCGCAUCGUCGAGACCAAGAGCGGACAGAUACGUGGAAUACUUCAGGAACUGAACAGCCGGCACUUGGACCCCGUGGAAGUGUUUCGCGGUAUACCCUACGCCGCGGCCCCGGUGGGAGACCUAAGGUUCCGCGCCCCGAUCUCACCGAUACCUUGGAACGGCGUCAAGCUGGCGGACACCUUCGGCACGGUGUGCCCGCAAAACUAUCCGGACAUCACCAAUGACACCGCGGCGCUCUUGCAGAUGCCGCUCGGCAGAUACCAGCAGCUGAAGAAGAUGAUCGCCUCCCUGACGAAUCAGAGCGAGGAAUGCCUCUUUCUCAACUUGUACAUACCCGGAAGUGGUAAGGGAUCUCGAGGACUGGAGGCGCCGUACGCGGUGAUGGUGUACGUUCACGGUGAAAGUUUCGAAUGGGGAUCGGGUAACAUGUACGACGGAUCGGUCCUGGCGAGCGCCGGCCACGUCAUAGUGAUUACGCUCAACUAUCGCCUCGGCAUCUUAGGGUUCCUGAGGACCCGUCCGUUCCCCGACAGGACCAGCGGAUCCGGCGGCAAUUUGGCGCUGAAGGACAUCACGAUGGCGCUUCGAUGGGUGCGCGAAAAUAUCGGAGCCUUCGGCGGCGACCCGACGCGGGUGACUAUAAUGGGCCACGAUACCGGGGCAGCGCUGGUGAAUCUGCUGUUGCUCGCGCCUUACAGCAAAGGAUUAUUUCACCGCGUGGUAUUGUCCAGCGGCUCGGCGCUGAGUCCUUGGGCUUCGGUGCACGAUCCGAACGACCUCAGGACGAAGAUCGGCGAGCAGAUGGGCUGUUCGACCGAGGGCGACGACGACAUCGCCGAUUGCCUUCGCGGUGUGCCGCUGGAGACGCUGAUGGACGUGCAGUUACCGGAGAUCAGAUUCGUGCCGCGCAUAGGACCCGGUUUGCCGGUGGACCAAAAUAAUCCGGACCCGGGUCUGGACAUGGAGCGGGCGAGCGACGCAUUCAUCAAGGUGCCGCUGAUCCUGGGUGUCUCCACGACCGAGUCCAACCUCGAUUUCAACGCCAACGACAUCCAGUUCGGCUUCGAGGAGGAUCACCGGAACCGCAUUCUGCGCACCUUCAUCCGCAACGCCUACGUCUACCAUCUGAACGAGAUCUUCUCGGCGGUGAGGAACGAGUACACGGACUGGGAUAAGCCGGUGCUUCAUCCCAUCAUAAUAAGGGACUCGACGAUGGAGGCGUUGAGCGAUGGCCACACGGUAGCGCCGCUCAUGAGAAUCGCCUUCUAUCACGCGAGAAGGGGCGCCAAGACGUAUUUUUAUCAUUUCAAUCAUCAGUCCAAGGACAGCGGCUACCUGCAGCGGCUGGGGAGCGUGCGUGGCGAGGACAUACCGUACAUUUUCGGGCUGCCGUUGGUGGCAGGCGGGGCUUUCUUCCCGCGGAAUUAUUCCCGACAAGACCAGGGCGUUGCGGAGGCCGUCCUCACCUUCUUCACCAAUUUCGCCAAGACGGGCAAUCCGAACGAGCCGCACAAGAUCGAGUCGGUCGACUACGGCACACCGAAGGAGAAGACGCGAUUCCGCGGUCUCACAUGGGAACAAUACGAGACAGGCUCGCAGCAGUACCUCACGAUAGCACUGAAGCCCAAGAUGAAGAGCCAUUAUCGCGGUCACAAAAUGGCAGUGUGGUUGAAUCUGAUACCGCAGCUACAUCGUCCCGGCGACGACGACGUCUCCAUGCGGCAUCACCACUUCAGGGAACGCGGCGACCACUAUUACGCAGGCCCGGUGCGAGACGAAUGGUACACGCCGCUGCCGCUGACAGGCACGACUCGGACGAGCGCGUCCUCGACCACCGCCUGCAGCACGUCGACGGGCGACGACGGCCUCGCCGAGGACAUCACGCCGAUCUUGGACGACUCCGAGGACGACGCCGAGCUGCUGCAGCGGUUGGCGUCGCGCCACUACUACAGCACGACCACCGCCCUGGCCAUCACCGUGGGCGUCGGCUGCAUCCUCCUGGUGCUCAACAUGCUGAUCUUCGCCGGCAUUUAUUACCAGCGGGAUCGCGACAAGAAGCGCGCCACCAUGGACUGCAGACCCAACGGCCAGGAAUCGUUGCCGCUUACCACCAGGACGUCCAUCAAAUCCUCGGAGAACCCGCGACCCGCUCACGAGCCCCCGCCGUCGUACACGACCUUGGCCAGGAGCCCGUCGAUCCAGGAGCAGCAGCACCAGCAGCAACAGCUCGCCCAGGAUCCGCUGGACAACGGCGAGCAGUCGCGGAAAGAGCCGCGACCCAGCCACGGGAGCAGCAACACCAUCCACAAGGAUCCCAUCCCGCCGAAACCGCCGGCCCGCACCACCAGCUCGCUCAGCACCACCUCCGGCGGCACCAACACCAUCAAGAAGCGCGUGCAGAUACAAGAGAUAUCCGUAUAGCAUUAGGGGUUGCCCCCAGAGGGCAACAAUUCGCGGACAAAGCGGGUGACUUUCGUGGAGGCCACCGCCGAGUCCAGAUUCUGAUCGCAACUCGGAACUCUCAGUUGUCGAUCGCGCGAUCACGCGAGUCGGCCGGCGAGAAUUCUGGUCUCACGGUGGCAUACGAUUCCGCGCCGCGCGUGUGUCACACCAAUAUAGACCGGCAAUGCUGAGCACUCGAGGCGCAAAUUGGAGACUGACGCGCGCGGCUAAUGAUGACGGGAUAUUGCCACAUUUCGAUGCAAUGACCGAUCAUGAUCAUUAGCGAGAGCGUUUUCUCCCACGUGGCUCGCCGUGGCGCCACUAAACCCGACCGAACUGCCAUUAGCGGGCCGGCUUAGCGCGGCCGACCGUUAACUACUUAAGGGACAUUGUGGAUGAUUCUUUCUACCUGUAGAAAUGUAAGGAUGCACGUGAUCGUUACCGCUGAUAAAGACGUGGAUUGUGUACGUAGUCGCUACUCUUAAGAAGAUGGGAUAUCGUUGGAGGACGUAGCUCUCUCUCGCGAGGGGGGAGGGGAGGGGGGGGGGACUUAGUGAAAUACGCUGUAGAAAGCUCGAAACGCCUCCCUUUUCUCCCAGGGAUCAUUGUUGCAAGAGGUAUUCGAAGGUAUCGAUGCGACGUCUCUCAGCCGUUUCAUUUGUCGCGACUCUACGUAAGUCGCGAUUCCCUUUUCGGAGGACAGCGGGAAAUAGGUGGCCUUAAGUAUUAUUGCAGCGACAUAAAGAGAAAGAGGAAAAGAGAAGAACGCAUCGACGUCUUCGAAAGACACGAAGAAAGGCGGGGAAUUACCGGGACGAGAGAGCGCGGCACAUGAAUGGGAAUUCGCGCAAGAGGUCUCGGAUCGGAUUCGAGCAUAUCCCGGCCGACGCGACUGCGUCCACGUAAGAAUACCGUCGGGUCGGCCAGCUAAGCGCUGUGUAAUUAACAACGGCUCCGACGAGACGCGAAGAUUCUCGGAAACGAUCGGGGAAAUACCGGGCUAAUGUACAUACACAUAUACACGCACACGUACAGUCACGAAGCAUCUCAGCGGCGCUUUGCGAAGCAUCGAUCGGAAGGAAGAGACACUCGACGGAAACGGAUCAAACGGAUCGUCGCGAUAAGUGGCCCGAUAUUCGAACGAAACGAUAGCGCCCGAAGCACCAAAGAGAGGGAGCUCUCCCCCCCUCUCUCUCUCUCCCCCCCGCAAGUGCCACUUGCCACUUGCGCCCGCCCUGAGAUUGCGACACACAAGCGAGCGUGUGUGACUGUGCCCGAGGCUGCAACUUUCGAAGUAUCCGCGUAUUUCCGAUCGAAGAUCGGCCGGUGGCUUGAUAACGCUCGCAUUCCUUCGAAGCUCACCCGGCCCGAAGCUCUCGCAGAGAUUGCGCUAUGCGACGUGAAGCCGAGGUGGGAAUGCACCGUGACUCGAACAUGGUGGCGCGGCGACCCUCGAGAGCACCGAAUCCGACCUCCGCUUGAGUGUUCCGUCUUCAAGUGUUCUUCUCGUAGGCGGUAGUCCGACGGUGAUGAGCCGGCGACCGGAAAGCUCCGCUCUGUGACGAUGAUCUCUCACUCGUGAAAGCUUCUCACCUACGAGCCCCGAGCUUCCGACUGGCGGUAUCCUGUGCGCGCAUAUAUUCUUCACGUUGGCACGCGAAUUCGUACGCACGAGACUCGACGCGAGUAUCGUCGAGACGUCGGUAUCCAGAAAGAGGCGCGAGAGCACGUCAACGCGCAGUGUGUGUCCAUCGCUGCUCGAGACAUGACCGAAUUACUUCUUUCGCACGAGGUCGCUCCGGCCUCGUGAACACCGCGGCGGAAUUUGGAAUUUCUCGUCGAAGUUACCCUCUCGUGUAAGAGUCAAGACUCGUGGGUAUAUCGACGAGCGAGCUUGGACUGAGCUCGAGGCUAUCAGAGUGGGAGAUUUUCACCCUGGACACUGUCUGCUUGAACUCUUGUCUGCUCGUGUGCGAUACACCGACGAGUCACCGCCUACGAUCAAAUAUCUGCUCAAAGAAAAAAAAAA